AUGAGAGCAGUAGAUCUUGGAAAAUUACCAUCAGUUGCGAUGGUUGUCUAUAGUCACGAUUUGGAGUUGAGGUUUUUCAUUCACUACUGUAUCUCGAAAGGGAUUGAUGUUGUCAAGUUUAACAUCCAGCUGAAGAUUUGUGUUCAUUAUGUUCCUUCUUCUUCUUCUUCUUCUUCUGUUGCUCCUUCUUCGUCAUCAUCAAGUUGUGUUUCAAACAAUGAAUUGGAUAUUGUAGAAGACCUGACGAAUGAUUCAUCUUUGAUCAAAAGGGCCCCCAAGAAGUCAGAUGCUUGGGCCAACAUCUUAACUGGAGUAAGGCAGGUUUUUGAGAGUAAAAUUGAUUGUCGUGAUACUAUUAAGAAGUACGAAAUUCAUAGUGGUUACAAACUUGACGCACGUAAGAGUGACAAGAAACGUUAUACUGUGCAGUGUAAUAACAAGAAAAGUCAAAAUUGUAGCUGGAGGUUUCACGCAUCUCUCGUUGCCAAUACUAAAGGUGUCUUUCAGUGCAAGAAGUUUCGCGGAGAGCAUUCAUGUGAUUUAGCUUCUUCUGAUCCCGCAAAAGUCAGGAUGACGAAGUCUUUUCUGAAGGAUAUCUUAAUGGAUGAAUUUCGAGCAUCAAAGAAGAAGAAGACUGCAGCCGAUGUCCAAGAUCUGCUCCAUCUGGAAUAUGGUAUUGAUCUCACUUAUAGUCAGGCAUACCAUGGUUUAAACGUGGUCAAGUUUGAGUAUGAUAGUGAAACGAAGCAGUUCCAGAGGUUUUUUGUUUUUUUCGAAGCUUCUAUUACUGGUUUCAAUAAGUACUGUCGUCCGAUGUUGUUUAUUGAUUGUAAUUUUCUCACUGGGAAGUUUAAGGGUGGUCUUAUGGUUUCUUGCGGGAAAACUGGUAACCAAGAGAUCUAUCCAGUUGCAUUUGGAAUCGUACCUUGCGAGAAUUGUGAGAGUUGGGAAUGGUUCUUAACCAAUUUAAAGGGUAUUAUCAGUGAAGACCGUCCACUGACCAUCAUAUCAGACCGUGGAGCUGGCCUUUUGAAGCAUGUCCCUCUUGUCUUUCCAAAAGCUUACCAUUCUUUCUGUUUGUACCACAUGAAGGGUAAUAUUCCGGUUCCAAAGGGCAAGAGUAUGCAAACUGCUGUGAAGCUGUUUGAAGAGUGCUACACUGCGUUAACAAAGGAGAAGUUUUAUGCUGCUGCCAAGAGUAUGAGCAAUCUGAAGCUGGAUUCAGUUUUUGAUUGGAUGGUAAAGAAUCUGUUCAAGAACUGGGCUGCUCAUGCAUUUCUAGGAGAAAGGUUUGGUGAGAACACAUCAAACAUUGCUGAGAGUUUUAACAGUGUGAUUAAGCAUGAUAAGCGGCUUCCAGCACUUGAGCUUAUAGAUUAUAUUCGUGCUUAUGUAAUGGAGCAGAACUACAAGAGGAAGGCUAGGCUCAACAAGAGGGUUACUGACUGCCGAUUUUACAAGUUCCGUAGAUCAAGUGAUAAAGUUUUCGAGAUCAUUUCUCCUACUGGAAAGCACACAGUCGACUUGGAUGCUAAGACAUGCACUUGCAAUUGGUGGCAGAAGCAUAGUUUCCCUUGCACCCAUUCGAUGAAAGCGAUGUUGCAGAUUGGGCCAGAUGAACCUUACAAGUACAUCAUACCAUAUUAUACCACCGAGUACUAUAGAGGUUUGUAUGCUCGUCCUAUCUGUCCUAUUCCCGACUGUGAGAGGCCUCCUAAAAUCAAUGAGGAAGGUUAUGUUUUUCCUCCCAAGAGUCAGCUGGAAGGCCAACUACUUCAAGGUAUAGGGUUUCUCGAGAGAAAGUUCGCAAGAAAAGGAAGUGUGGUCAGUGUGGAAGAUUUGCCUUCCACAACCGUCGUAGAUGUCGCAGAGCUCCUUUGGCUCCUCGUGCACCAGUCUUCCGCAAGGAGUCUAACUCCAAAAUGA
Papaver somniferum (opium poppy) is the source of this 1926-nucleotide messenger RNA. RefSeq lists its product as uncharacterized. Bases 1 to 1926 code for a protein of 641 amino acids. NCBI's taxonomy places the organism in Eukaryota, Viridiplantae, Streptophyta, Magnoliopsida, Ranunculales, Papaveraceae. The transcript is spliced from 5 exons. Gene Ontology annotation, molecular function: zinc ion binding. The record is from RefSeq and is a predicted model, not a curated record.